GGACGCCGUCGCUUCCUCCGCUCGCACCGUUCCAGGAUCAGCGUCGCUUUCAGGGAGAUUCCUGCCUCCGCUCGGAUGAAACUCGGCGUCAUUUAACAGGACAGAGAAAGUGAAAAGCUCUGACAGCUCUCAUGUGGGAGCUUCUACCUGGACCACAGAUGGCGUCGCUUUGCUCUUCUUCUGUCGGGUCGACCUUAACCACGACGGUUUGAGGGCGGAGGAGGGUCCUGUAACGUUCCAUCUGAUCGGUAAAGCCUCUGGAGCCUGCAGCAUGGAGCCGUCCGCCGGCGUGGUGGGUCUGGACGCUCAGGGGAACAUGGUGUUCACCGUGGUGAAGCCCGUCGUGGGGAUCUUCCAGGGCGUGCACGCUCUGUCCGACCACGCCUCAGUUCUCCCUCCGGGACAGAGUCCGGCCCCGGCGGAGCACAGCCAGGCGGAGAUGCAGCGUUCUGAACCGGCCCAGAGCAAGGCGGCGCCGGCGAGCUCGUCCGGCAGCCACAUGCCGUUCGCAGAGGUGUCGUCGCUCCUGGAUCCCAACAUGAAGGGAUCCAAGGCUCGGAAGUACCUCGUCGCGUACGAUGAGAUAAAGCGGCGGCUGCAGGCCCCGGAGAAGAUGUCGCUGCGCUCGCUGGCGGCCUACACCCGGGUCAGCCGGGGCCCGGCCAGCAAGAAGGCCCUGCUGGAGUCGCUGGGCGUGCUGGGCCUCACGCCCAGCACCACCACCGCCGUGUCCUCGUCCUUCUCCAAGCUCACCGAAGGCGACACCAGAGCGCUCUGUGACGACAUGAAGGACUUCGCCCAGGAUUACAUCGACUACAGCAACAUGGCCAAACAGCUCAUCCCCGACUCCAACAUGGUGCAGCACUGGUCCAAAAUCAUCGAGUCCAAGAAUCACCUGGAGGACAUGAGGAAGUGCUUCCGGGACCCGGCCAACAGCGGCGCCUUCGACAGCGUGACGCACGGCCUCGGCCUGGGCAUGCUGGACGUGGCGCUGGACAUGGUCGUCGCGGUGAUCGAGCAGCAGAUCCGCAUCCUGUCGGGCGCGGCGGCGGCGGCGGACCCCGCCGACUCCGGCCCGCCGGCGCGGCGCGUCCGCCGGCGCCACCGCAGGGCCCGGCCGGCGGACGGCGAGACGAGCCAGAGGGCCGGCGAGGGCGUCGCCGCGCCGGGGAGGCUCGUCUGCAAAGGCAAGAGCAGAGCGAGAGCCGGGAAGGCGGCGAGGCGGGAGGCCGGCGGCGCCGGGGCGGGGCGGAGCCAGGCCGACAGCAACGUCCUCACCCUGGUCUCCGUGGGAUACGAGGCCGUUUCAGGAGGGCUGAACGUAGAAGGAAGCGUCUGAUCCGAGUCCGGAAGACUCCGCGUCAAACCCAAACCCAGCAGAUCGUAGACUUUGGUAACAGAUUUUCAUAUUUCACCAGAAUCUCUCCUGGAGAUGAAGCAUGACCGCAGGGGGACGUUAGUGUUUCCACUCUGUCGGACGGCGCAGGACAGAAACCUUCUGCUCAGACGACGUUCAGAGAACUCCAGAUGAACGGCGCCGCUCUUCUCUCACAGCCUUUCAGGACAGAACGUCUCUCUGAUGGAACGUCCAGCUGGAAACAGCUGAUUUCUUCUCCUCUGAAAAACAAAUUCCUCUCUUUCGUUGUUUUUAUUGUGCGACUGGACUCGUUUACAUUGAGUCUGAAUUAAA
Molecule: messenger RNA, 1690 nt
Organism: Salarias fasciatus (jewelled blenny)
Lineage: Eukaryota; Metazoa; Chordata; Actinopteri; Blenniiformes; Blenniidae
Exons: 5
Coding region: 272-1339 (355 amino acids)
Source: RefSeq, a predicted model, not a curated record